Messenger RNA from Peronospora matthiolae, 243 nucleotides. NCBI's taxonomy places the organism in Eukaryota, Oomycota, Peronosporomycetes, Peronosporales, Peronosporaceae. The record is from the annotation of a GenBank genome assembly.
AUGCUUAGUCGUCUAGACGUCGUCUGUCCAUGCGAUACGCCUGGCAGUGCGACCACGUGCAAAAACUACUUUGCUGUGUCUGGCCGUCGUCUGGUCGUCGUCUGGCCGUCGUCUGGUCGUCGUCUGGCCGUCGUCUGGUCGUCGUCUGGCCGUCGUCUGGUCGUCGUCUGGCCGUCGUUGGAUAAGGGAAAACUUCACAACAAUGAGAAGCGUCUAACGUGUCUCGCCCGGACCUUCUUAUAG